Messenger RNA from Amyelois transitella, 1502 nucleotides. RefSeq lists its product as uncharacterized. Lineage: Eukaryota; Metazoa; Arthropoda; Insecta; Lepidoptera; Pyralidae. The coding region runs from base 242 to 1264 and encodes 340 amino acids. The transcript is spliced from 3 exons. The record is from RefSeq and is a predicted model, not a curated record.
AGACGAUAUUUAAUUACAAGCAGCAGUACGCAAGAUGAUGCUGUCUCCGUCACAUGUUUAGAGAUUUAUAUGAAACUGAAAAAUUAGGUAUUCUCCCCUCUCCUUCCCACCCCACGCGGCUGGUCCGGUGCGGUCGCUCGUCAUUACGUUUUUGUGUGCUGUCGAUGUCACAUCGUUAUUAAUAUUUUUCACGUCACUAACUUAAUAGUUUCGAACUUUGAGUUUUUUAUACAUUUUAAAAAUGGGAAAAAGAAAAAGGCUUAUGGAUGAAGAUUACAAAGAUAUCAUGAAGAAAAUGAAGAAACUCGAAAGGAAGUUAGAAAAACGUAAACGCGUUAUCUCUUCUUCGGAUGAUGACAAUUCAUCGUGCAGCGAAAAAAUAUCAGACAUCGCUCCAACAGUAGAAGAAAAUGACAAUGGUAACCAUGAUGUUGAUUCACCAUCACUCCCCUGUACCGAAAACGAUAAUGAUACUGCGGAGCCAGAUACCACGCCAGAUUUAGACCCAGAUAUACUGGAGAUAUUAGGCGAUGACCCGUCAAAAGAUAAUUGUGUAGGCGAAAAACUACACAAAGAUAUAGCGCUCAGAUGGACACAUAUUUUGAAAAAUGGCAUGAGUAAAGAAAUUAAAACCGAAUUGCAAAAACAAUAUUUAGUGCCUGAGAACUGCGACAGCAUUAACCCACCAAAAUUAAACCCGGAAGUUAAAGCUGCCAUAGACGAACAAAACCUUAAAAAAGAAACAUAUAACGAGCAUAAACAAAAACAACUAUCUAACUGUCUAGCUGCAAUCGGUAAAGCACUGAAUAUUGCUCUUAGCAAUGAGGAAACGUCACAGGAUCUUAUAAAACCAUUAAGUGACGCCGGUCGACUCCUGUGCGACCUCCACUACCGAGAAUCACAAUCUCGUCGUUACGCUAUUAUAAACUCACUUAAUAAAGAAGCUAGAGAUACCGUCAAAAAUACCAAAAUAGACGAAUACUUGUUUGGUUCUGGCCUUGGGGAACAUUUGAAAUCAUCAAAGGCCAUUAAGAAAUCGGGUACAGAAAUGAAACCCAAACCGGUACGACCACAGUCUAAACCCUCAACGAGUCAACCUCAGCGCGGGGCUUUAAACGCAAGGGGGGGCUCGCGAGUGCCGGAAUCGCGAACCAACCCCGGAGUCCGGAAAUACACAACGGCACCAGCAGCGACAACCACGAGGGAUCGUCGCAAGGAGGCGUCGUCGAGGAGAUACAGCAGUCAACGGGGACACAGGCGUUAAAUAAUACUGAACAGAGAGUACCACCCGCUCCACACAGACCUUACCCUGGUAGCAGCGAUGUUAUCAGGGAGGGAUUAACAAGACAGGGCGUCCCUUCGACGUCCAUGAGAAUAGUUAUGGCAUCAUUUGCUCAAAGCACACUAGCUCAAUACAACUCUUCAAUUAAAGCAUGGUGGGAUUUUUGCCAAGGUAAAAAUUUAAACGUUUUCCAAACAACAGUUCCACAUGUAAUGUUGUU